AUGUAUACUUCCACUCUCAUCCUCUCCCUCCUCGCCGCGGCCGGUGCCGAGGCUCAGUGCACCAUUCAGUUCGACGGCCGCAUCGCGAAGGCCUCCACCGUCGCCGACUUCGACGCCAAGACGAGCCCCUUCAACCCCGCCAACGUCUUCGGCAAGGGUCUGAAGUUCAGCCAGCUCAUCCAGCUCCCUGGGGGCCAGUCCAUGUUCGACGGGAACGUUUCUCAACCCUUCGAGGUCACCAUCAGCGACAAGUCCAUCUUCGCCCCCUCGGCGGAGAAUGUCCAGGUUGGCUUUCGCCGCGCCGAGAUGCUGCCCGCCAGCAACGACGGCGCGGACCCCUCGACCGACGGCGUCAAGACGCUGCACUUCAGCCUCAUGAAGGACGCCCAGCGCCCCCUGAACCUGUCCCACGAGUACCAGCUCGUCUUCCUCGAGAGCGCCGACUUCAGCACCAACCAGGUCGUCCUCAAGACCGGCUCCAUCCUCGGCCAGAACACCGCCGACCCCGACACCCUCCAGCUCUUCGGCAACGUCAACUCCGACCCCGUCCCCGAGCUUUUCAAGACCAAGUUCACCCCGGACGUCUUCCAUAACUUCGCCGUCAAGCUUGACUUCACCGCCAACACCACCCAAGUCUUCUACUCUCAGGGCAAUACUCCGCUCAAGUCCCAGGGCGCGCCCUUCGUCAACAACAUCGCCGGCAAGGGCCAGUUCCACUUCGGCAUGCUCAAGAAGCCCGUCAACGGCGGUGACAAUAUCGCCAAGAGCGGCGACCAGCCUGCCAACAUCAACGAGGGUGUGAUCUACGGCGGCAUCUUCGAGGAGGACAGCUCCACUGGCUGCAUCUCCACGUCCCCUUAA
Molecule: messenger RNA, 861 nt
Organism: Colletotrichum navitas
Lineage: Eukaryota; Fungi; Ascomycota; Sordariomycetes; Glomerellales; Glomerellaceae
Exons: 3
Coding region: 1-861 (286 amino acids)
Source: RefSeq, a predicted model, not a curated record